UGUUGGCAACUGCCCACUGAUCCAGCUCCACCCCGCCAUGCUUUCUUAUUUCCCUAUAAAUACAAUCCAGAACCUCUUCUUCCACUCUCAUUAAAACAAAUAUUUGCUUUCUUUUAACCAAAAUCUAUCCCACAUGGACCUGAACCUUCGUCACCCACCUAACACUAAGACUUCGACUUCCGCCUCCACCGCCCCCCCACACGAGGACGUCAAAUUCAAGCGCGCCUCCGACGCAUUGCCACUUCCUCUUUAUUUAACCAACGGAAUCUUCUUCACCCUUUUCUUCUCUGUUGCUUACUUUCUUCUCCAUAGAUGGCGCGACAAGAUUCGUACUUCAACUCCUCUCCAUGUCUUGUCUCUCUCCGAGAUCUCUGCUUUGUUUUGCUUGCUCGCUUCUGUCAUCUACCUUCUUGGUUUCUUUGGCAUUGAUUUCGUUCAGUCCUUUAUCUCUCGCCCCACUUCACAUGACCACCAUGUUUGGCUUGAUGAUGGUCAUCAAACUAAUAGUAUUGACGAUGAACAAUAUAUUCUCGAGGAAGACAGUCGUCCGCCUGGACCUUGUCCAGCUUCCCUGGACUCCUCUCAGGUGGUUCCUCAUCAUCACCUCAGUGUAGCACCCAUUCCGAUUUCUAGUUUCAAACCCUUGUCUUUGUCCGAGGAAGAUGAAGAGAUCAUCAAAUCGGUAGUAUCCGGGACCAUUCCUUCUUACUCUCUGGAGUCAAAGCUUGGAGAUUGUAAAAGAGCUGCAGCCAUCAGACGCGAGGCUUUGCAGAAAAUGACAGGGAAGUCUUUGGAGGGAAUGCCUUUAGAAGGUUUUGAUUAUGAGUCGAUAUUGGGUCAGUGUUGUGAGAUGCCAGUUGGGUACGUUCAGAUCCCAGUGGGUGUAGCAGGCCCUUUGUUGCUCGAUGGAAAGGAGUAUACUGUGCCAAUGGCCACCACUGAGGGGUGUUUGGUGGCCAGUACGAACAGAGGAUGCAAGGCUAUCUACGCUUCAGGAGGAGCCACUUCCGUGUUGUUCAAAGAUGGAAUGACCAGAGCUCCUGUUGUAAGGUUUGGUUCUGCCAAGAGAGCUGCUGAGUUGAAGUUCUUCGUGGUGGAUCCACUCAAUUUUGACACUCUUGCUACUGUUUUCAACAGAUCGAGCAGAUUUGCAAAACUACAAGGGAUUCAAUGUGCAGUAGCAGGGAAGAAUCUUUACAUGAGGUUUAGCUGCAGCACAGGAGAUGCCAUGGGAAUGAACAUGGUCUCAAAAGGCGUCCAAAAUGUCCUUGAUUUCCUGCACAACGAUUUUCCUGACAUGGAUGUGAUUGGCAUCUCUGGAAACUUUUGUUCGGACAAGAAACCUGCUGCUGUAAACUGGAUAGAAGGGCGAGGAAAGUCAGUAGUAUGUGAGGCAAUUAUAAAAGAAGAAGUGGUGAAGAAAGUACUGAAAACAAAUGUGGGUGCUUUAGUGGAGCUCAACAUGCUUAAAAACCUAACAGGAUCAGCGGUGGCUGGGGCUCUAGGUGGGUUCAAUGCCCAUGCUAGCAAUAUAGUCUCAGCAAUCUACAUAGCAACAGGGCAGGAUCCUGCUCAGAAUGUGGAAAGCUCGCACUGUAUCACCAUGAUGGAACCUAUAAAUGAUGGCAAGGACCUUCAUAUCUCUGUCACCAUGCCUUCCAUUGAGGUGGGUACAGUUGGAGGUGGCACCCAACUAGCAUCUCAGUCAGCGUGCCUGAACCUACUUGGUGUAAAGGGUGCUAACAAAGAUAAACCAGGUUCAAAUUCAAGGGCGUUGGCGAGCAUAGUAGCUGGUUCGGUUCUGGCAGGGGAGGUAUCUCUAAUGUCAGCAAUUGCAGCUGGGCAGCUGGUGAAGAGCCACAUGAAAUACAACAGAUCUAGUAAAGAUUUCACUAAUAUUGCGUCCUAAGGAGAGAGGACAUUCACAUAUCCACUCACAACUUGAAUGGCCAACGUUAAAGAGUAGUAAUUGCAGUAGUAGUAGUGUUAGGUAAGUGGGAAAGUGCUCAUUAGAAGGAGAGGCAUGUGUGAUGUAUAAGCUAGAAAAUAACCAAAUAAGUAUCCAAAGCCUGUAUCAUUUUCGGUACUUGGUGUUGUAAAUUACUCGUAUUUCUUUUAAAUGUAAGGGCAUCUGACUG
This is a messenger RNA of Pistacia vera, 2138 nucleotides long. RefSeq names its product 3-hydroxy-3-methylglutaryl-coenzyme A reductase 1-like. The coding region runs from base 134 to 1909 and encodes 591 amino acids. Gene Ontology annotation, biological process: coenzyme A metabolic process; isoprenoid biosynthetic process; sterol biosynthetic process. The transcript has 5 exons. Gene Ontology annotation, molecular function: protein binding; hydroxymethylglutaryl-CoA reductase (NADPH) activity. Lineage: Eukaryota; Viridiplantae; Streptophyta; Magnoliopsida; Sapindales; Anacardiaceae. Gene Ontology annotation, cellular component: endoplasmic reticulum membrane; peroxisomal membrane. The record is from RefSeq and is a predicted model, not a curated record.